Molecule: messenger RNA, 5422 nt
Organism: Mycena indigotica
Lineage: Eukaryota; Fungi; Basidiomycota; Agaricomycetes; Agaricales; Mycenaceae
Product: Formin-like protein 6
Exons: 12
Coding region: 1-2922 (973 amino acids)
Biological process (GO): barbed-end actin filament capping; mitotic actomyosin contractile ring assembly; actin filament bundle assembly
Cellular component (GO): mating projection tip; cell division site
Molecular function (GO): actin binding; small GTPase binding
Source: RefSeq, a predicted model, not a curated record
AUGGGAGCAGAGCCAUUGAUUGUGCCGACUUUGCUUCCGACAGGCAAUCUACACUUUGCAACGGUUGAGGCGAACGCGACUGCCCAACACGUCCUCAACGACCUUAUAACCAACGAGCAUGUCAAAUCCGAGAUUCUCGGAGACCUUGACGACCGCGGGUGGGCGCUACAGUCCAUUAGGGAUGAGCAGUUGGGAAGGCGAUGGGAGGAGGCGGAAUUGGAGGCGCUGGGGGACGGAAUACUACCUCCAACCACACCUAUUUCCCCGCUCAUAAAUGCCACUCCUGCGAUCCCUGACCGCCAAUUCUCGACAUACCACUUGACAUCACACAUGCACAAACCCGCACUGCGACUGGUCUCUCUGCAUCCAUCGCUUUCUAUAACCUUUUCGUUCUCCCGGGUGCCCGAAAUCCAUGAUGAAUUCCAAUAUAAGAUCUUCAUCUCGACAAAUACGACCGUUGGGGACGUUACAUCUGCAGUUGCGACAGAACUUGGACUAACGAAAGGCUUGCCGGGCUCCAACAAUCUAGAAUAUGUGCUGGAGGAGGUGUGGGCCGAUGGGCAGACCUCUGACUUCACGCGCUUGCCUAGUUCAUCCCUGAUGUACAAGAUCGUCGAACUUCCUUUCAGCACGAAUACUCUGACAUCUGGGGCAACACGAAGCUUCCGAUUAGCUGUGCCGGAGGAAUGGUAUCGACGGUCCAAGUCCCGGAGUGUUUCUGGAGCAUCCCUCGAGUCAUCGACAUCGACGUUAAAGCAGUUCCAGUCACUAUACGAGGAACCUGAAGAAGACGAGGAUGAUGAGGAUGAUUCGGACGGGGAAGGGACUGCCAAACUGAAAUCGACCAUUUCUCCACGUGCAGAUGAAGUUCCUGCGGCCCAGAAGCGAUUUUCGCUAAUGAGUUACUGGUCUGCGCAAAAUUCGGGACCUCCAUCUCCGGACAAUCGCAAAAGUGUCAGCGAACCCAAACUCGUGCCGCACUUUACUGGAGGACCGUGGAAAGGUCCCGGGCUGGAUUCUAUGGUAGAAGAAGAGGACGAGCCGUUUGAUCAAUUCGCUUUUGACGCAUUUGUUGAGGCAACAGUUCCGGAGGGUAGAAGGGCUGCCAUGUAUAGUCUCCCUCUAGAAAAGCGACAACAGCUUCUCAGUCAGUAUCGCGCCGCGAAACCGAAAUCCAAGUCGCCCAUGCAAUCCGCAACGGUUGGUCCGUCUAGCGGAGCUGCCCUCGCGCGGAUAAUACCACAAGUUACUGGGGAUGCUUUCCGACGAUUCUCGCUUUGGGGUGGUCCAGCAGAGCCAGAGGUUGUACAGGCAACAGUGGAGAAACCAGUUGAGGAGCUUCAACCACUGCAACCAAACAUCACCGGCGGCGUAUUCAGCAGCUGGUGGUCCGGCGGCGGAACUGGUGAAGCUAGUGGAAGGGAUCAACCCGGGAAGUGGUAUGUGGAUAAACUCCGCAAUCGCAAAGUAGAUUCCAAGCUGGCGAAACUUCUCAUUGAGCUCAAUUCGCAUGCAUCGUCGAGCGAGAUGCAGUGGGUUGUGGAGUUCAUCGACGAGAAUGGGAUGGAAGUGUUGGACUCACUUUUAGCGAGCCUGGUUGGCGGCAAACGGCGAUCCCUAACGCAGACAGAGCAAAACGUGGUUUUUAAUCUCGUUAAGUGUCUGCGGGUUCUACUGAACACAACUCCCGGUCUUCAACGGGCAUUCUCGUCGAGAACGCUGAUCACUCACAUGGCCUACGCUCUCCAUGGGUCGUCUCUGAAACUGCGUGGCCUUGUUACCAGAAUUCUGGCAGCCCUCUGUGGUCUACCUGCGGACCGCCCCGAAGGUCAAAAGCUGGUUUUAGCCGCCUUAACAGACUACCGUAUCGAAUUUGAAGAGGCAUUCCGCUUCGAACAACUCUUGGAAUUCAUGCGAGAUACAUUUGAUGCCGAGGGCGAUUUGGGCAGCGAAGAAGUCAAACGAGAGGCAGAGCUGUGGGAGGCACGGACGUGGUCGAUGGCUUUGGUGAACCAGUUGAUUUUCCAUUCGGAGGCUUUUGAAGAUCGGGUCAUGCUUCGUGACGAGUUUGCUCGACGGGGCUUAAACGAAGCGGUCGUGACCUUGCGAUACCUGGGCCCAACGGAUGACCUCAGAACUCAGAUUGAGCGUUAUGCGGAUGACAAGUUCGCUGACGAGGAAAGCAUGCGGGAUCGUGCGCGGAGUUAUAUUGGCCAGGCGGGCAGUCCAGUCAACCAUGAACGAGGCAUGUCGGGUUCAGAGACAGCUCUUGCAGACCUCGUGCGACUGGCUAAACAACACGGAGAGUUAUAUCCAAUGAUGAUGGACAUCAUGAACCACUAUACCCUCAUUUUGCAGCGCGAUGUCGGAUUGCAACUAAAAGCAGAUCUGCUUGCAAUCUUGGACAAGUUCGUCGAGCAAGCUGCAAUGUUGGAUGAUUUCGACGAGAGCUGGCAUUUGUUCAUGACACGAUUUUCUUCGUCGGUGGUCCAUAUAACCGGACAAGCGCUCGAAGUUAAGGCGGCAUACGAGGACGGCUCACGGACGAUUAUCGAGCAAGAACUCGAGGCAUUGCGUGCGAAGUACGAGGAACUGAGCGAUGAGCGAACCGACCUACGAAACAAGUUGAAUGAUCAGUUGGCAGAGAUGAAUGCGUUGAAAUCUCUCCCCAUGAACAUGCCUGUCCCAAAUGCCAAAUCAAUAGGGAAAGCCGGCCAAGAGAACUUCCACGGUCUUGUCCAACGCCUUGUUCAACGCGAGAAACAAGUCAUCCAACUCCAAGCCGAGGUUGAUCGCUUCAAAGCACAGAAUCCAGCAGAUGCAAGAGAAGCUGAUGAUCGUGCUAAACGUGAACGCGAACGGGCCCGGCUACAGAAACUCAAUGAUGAGAUUGCACACCAAAAGAUCAAGGCAGAUCAGUGAACUUGAGUCGUUGGUUGGGAUCAAAGAAAAGGAUAUCACAUACUACAAACGCGCCAUGGAAGCUGUUUAUGCUCGAUUCAAAUCGCAAGAGGACAUGCGGCAGGAGAGCCGGGCAGCCGAGAUGGAUGCCGACUUGAUGGUAUCACGUGUCUUGGAAACGCUAAGUCGAAAGGACGACGAGAUUGCUACGCUUUCGGCCGAAGUAACUGAGUUAAAGUCGAAACUUGCCGCUCGUCCUAAGACGGAGAAGGAAUUCAAAGCAAGAUCGCCUCCUCCACCUCCGCCUCCAAGCAACAAGGGCAAACGGGCAUCCGUCGUUCCUGCAUCUCCACUAUCAUUCUCUGCAGCUGGUACACCACCAACACCACCACCACCACCACCUCCGCCACCACCACCGCCGCCGCCACGUAGAUCUACGCUCGCUGAAGAGACUACAGCGAGCAUGCCAUCACCUCCGCCAUCACCGCCCCACGUAAUAUCAUCACUCAGUGAUGUGCCAUCAAUCACACCAUCAACAUCGACAUCAUCACCUCCGCCGCCUCCACCUCCACCUCCGCCGCCACCGCCACCGCCGCCACCACCACCAUCUUUCGCAUCUGGACCUCCUCCUCCCCCUCCCCCACCGCCACCUCCCGGUGCUCCAGCACCCCCGCCCCCACCACCAGCUCCGGGUGCUCCGCCAACGUCAUUCCGAUUCAUGAGCUCUUUAAAGCCCAAGAGUAACAUGAGAAAUUUCAUCCACGAAAGUCUCCCGCUCGACUCGGCCAGCGCAUCUUCUGUGUGGACGGAGGGUCAGACAACAGGCAUCGCUUUGCAGAUGGACGAGAUCAAGAGCCUUUUCGCUAUCGAGACCCGUGCGACGACCUCGAAACUGGGGUCUAAUACAGCAAGCAACAGUCCCAAGACAGUGCUAAAUAACGCUAGAGCCACUGCUGUUGGUAUGUCGCAUCUAUGUUAAUUUGACCUGCAACGCUAAGACGCUACAGGCGUUAUGCUCAAAGGCAUUAAGAUGAGCAUCCCUGAAAUUAAGCAAGCACUGCUGGAGCUUAACGACAAGCUUCCUGUGAACAACUUAGAAGAGAUCGGCAACAAGUUGCCGACUUCCGAUGAGGCAGGUUUCAAUUCUGCGACGAUCUUGUCGCUGACUUUUUUUUCGAAGAUCACCCUACUCAAAGCCACGAAGGAUAUGUCGAAGCUAUCAGAGGCGGAUCAGUACCUUGCUCAGGUAGGCUAUUUAUUAUCGUGCUACCCAUGCUCACGAUGACAGAUCAUGUCAAUCCCUCGACUCCCGGGUCGGCUAGACGCCAUGAUUUUCCGGGCGAAACUGGAUAUGGACAUGGCAGAGCUGGCGCCGGAGCUGGAAAUCCUACACAAAGCCUCGCGCGAGCUUCGGUCGUCCGCCAAGUUCAAGCAGAUCUUGCAAACUGUUUUAGCUGCUGGGAAUGCGCUCAACGUGGAUCGCGGGCAGAUACGGGGCUUCAGGCUGUCAACACUGAACCAGGCAUGCUAGCAACAUUGAACAAAAAAACCAUUUGGCUGACACUGAUACUGUAGCUGGGCAUGACUAAGACUGGGCGUGAGGAGUGUCCCUCGCUGCUGCAUUUUCUGGCACGGAAUUUUCUGCAAAACGACCCAUCUUUGUUGGACUUUAUGAAAGACAUGCCGAAUAUCCGAGAGGCGGUUCGCAGUACGUGAAUCAUCGUUAUUAAAACUCGUGAAGAAGUGACUUUUUGGCCAGUUUCAAUCCAAUCAAUAUUGCAGACCGUGAACAAUAUGGUGGAACGAUUAACGCAACUGAAGACGGAGAUCACGAAAGCACAGUCUUUAAGGCUGGAUCCUGCCGACCGAUUUGUGGUAGUAAUGGAGGUAGGCCUCGUAUUCCUCAUCCUGGUGAAAAAGCUCAUUUUAUUAGCCUUUCGUGGCGAAAGUCGGCCCCAAGAUCCGCGACCUCAAGUCUGCGAGCUUCUCAUUGCACCAAGAACUCCGCUCGUUGUUAUCAUACUUUGGUGAAAACCCGGAUGCGCCACAAGCUCCGAGUGUGGAGCUGUUUUUCGAAGGCAUCGUUACGUUCUCGCAGUCUCUCGAGGUAAAAUGAUACUCUCUUUCGUAUGAGGUCUCUUACAUUGUCGCAGAACGCCGUCCAGGACGUUAUCAGACUCGAAUCCCAGCGCAAGCCGGCGCCGUCGAAGCCGUCGAUCGUGCUUCAGACCAACGAAUCCUCGACCGACAGCGAACCAACUGUCAAACGCAGCAAGCCGGAGAGCACCAGCGGUUUGGCCCCGCCGAUACACGCGCCCGAGUCGUAUGGUCGCGCGUCGCUGAGUAGAGGUGUGUUGGACAACGCGAUGCGGAAUAUGGGCAACAGCACACGGCACCGGAGAGAUCCAGCCAACCGGGUAUGUCCACAGACUCUUUCAGGAACAUGCAAUGAUUGAUCGGCUUUCCCCAGGUGCGACUGAGUGGGAUCUUUUUCACGGGCGGGCCUGCGGCUGGGUCAUAA